AUGUUCCCGGCCCCCCUCGUGCUGUUGUUGUUGGGUUUGUCGGCCAGUGGCAAGCUUACCAUGAACAACCCUGAGAGCAUCGUGUCCUUCGUUACGAGCGGCCAGAAAGUGGGAUUCACUCUAGAGCAGCUCUUAACUGGCUCUACCAACACCAGUCUGCGCUGGGUGUGCGAUAUCCCAGCCAAUGUGACUAUAAAAUUCAUGAUAUCCGACGCGACAGGUGACAUGAACGCGUCCUUCUCGGACCCGCUGGUCAUUGGAGCUGGCUCAACAACGUCGUGUUUAUCCAACUCGGCUGCAGCAGCCUCGGCGUCAUCUAUGGGGCUCAUGUCGACGCCCAUAAGCACCUCGUCCACACCGACUAGCACAUCACAAGGCAGCACCACUACAACCCCUGCGGCCGGAAAACGGUCGUUCCCAAGCACACUUACAAUCGUCAUGAUCAGUAUAGGGGUAGCCUUCGCUGUUCUUCUAGUUUCCGUCUACCUGGUACAUGUCAUCCGCGACAGACGGCGGAAAAAGGAGAAUGCCCAGCAAGAGCCUCACGACAUGGAGGAGGCAAACGUUCCCGCUCGCCCUGGUCUGGUCCACCCCACACCCCUUGCUGGUGUCAAAACCCGGUCCGUCCCGGGACAGGAACCAUUGCCCUCGCCUACAAAUGCAACUGUCAAUGAGUACACGUCGUUUAGCCAACCCCCGGGUCAUCAGUCAACUGUCCCAUCCAACGAUCACGCAUCUUUGAACCUCCUCUCACUUCACCAUUCCACCACAACCAGCACAAACCAACACCCAGCUGGAUCGCUUGACCGGCCUCUGGAAGGCUCAGCCAACACCUCUGUCGAGUCUCUCUUAGGUCUCAGAUCACACAUCAUGAACCUGGGUUCCAGCGAGGUUGCCUGGGCAGCCACAGCCCCGGAUGACGAGGAAGUCGUGGGCGAUGAGCCAGAGAGCUCGAGACACGGUCGGCGAGGCCAGAGUUUCUCAGCUGCCACGGGCAUUUACGACGAGAACGGGAUGGAACUGGACCAUGAAAAGGGUAGAUAG
This is a messenger RNA of Apiotrichum porosum, 1044 nucleotides long. RefSeq lists its product as uncharacterized. The transcript is spliced from 2 exons. NCBI's taxonomy places the organism in Eukaryota, Fungi, Basidiomycota, Tremellomycetes, Trichosporonales, Trichosporonaceae. Bases 1 to 1044 code for a protein of 347 amino acids. The record is from RefSeq and is a predicted model, not a curated record.